CCACAGAGCACGAGACCAUCACCAGAUUGAAGCGUACACCCAUUGGUAAUCCGCAUCCGCAAGAGACGUGUGGGUAUAGUAAAUCGUCGCACACACGUACGUGACGAUCGAUGAGGAUCGUUGGGGCUGCGAAGCCGGAGAGGAUGUCUUCCAUGGAGCGGGAGCCCAAGACGCUCUCCCUCGGCGAGCUCAAUUACGCCAGGGAAGCAGCGCUGUACGUGCUGACCACGCGCUCCUCGCAGGACGCAGCCCGGAUCUUCACCGAGGGUCUGAAGCCGGUGCUCGGCGUCAGGAGCAACUCCACGGACUCUGACUCGGAGGAUGACGAGGAAGGGGACGUGUUUGAUCCGGACGUGCUCGUCGACGAUCACGACGUGCGCCGUCAUCGCCAGAUGCGUGGCCGCAUCGGCAAGAAACGAGACUUCGCUACAGCGCCCUUCUAAUUACGUUCACAUCCAUGCAACACAUGUACUAAUUGGUUGUCUUCGAUCGGUUUUGCCACCUGUUCAUAGAGCUUUUUCUGUAACAUAUGUAAAUGGUUGUCUUCGGCUCUGCCACAAACAAAGAACAUGCAAUAGAGCUAAUUUUUUUUAAA
This is a messenger RNA of Triticum aestivum (bread wheat), 595 nucleotides long. RefSeq lists its product as uncharacterized. Lineage: Eukaryota; Viridiplantae; Streptophyta; Magnoliopsida; Poales; Poaceae. The record is from RefSeq and is a predicted model, not a curated record. Bases 111 to 443 code for a protein of 110 amino acids. The transcript has 3 exons.